CUGUAGCCCUGCACUCCCUUUGUCCGGUUACAGUAUAUCAAGCUUAGCUCGCGGAGAACAUAAGCGAGCAGAGGAGGAAAAAGGAGAGAAAGAGGAUGGAAGGUGCUCACUGGGACGCUUUGCCUCUAUUCUUGGUUGCAGGAUUUGUGAGCUUCGCUCUGUUCUACCUCUAUAACAUCCUCUGGCUAAGGCCAGAAAAGAUCAGAAACAAACUGAGGAGCCAAGGAAUAAAGGGCCCUUCCCCUUCCCUUUUCUACGGGAACAUAUUGGAUAUGAGGAGGAUGGUCCAAGGAGAGAAGAAGAUCCAAAAGGAUGGCAGCCGGCAUUUAGCAGCCGGUUAUACCUCUGCUUUGUUUCCUUACUUCAUGAGGUGGAGGAAAGAAUAUGGUCCAACAUUUAUUUACUCAACGGGAAGCAUGCAACUAUUGCAUGUCGGUCACCCUGAUCUCGUGAAGGAGAUAAGCAUCUGCAAGUCUUUUGAUUUAGGGAAGCCUUCAUACAUGCAGAAGGAACGUGGAGCUCUCUUCGGUGAGGGCAUUAUAACAUCAAAUGGCGCUGUUUGGGCUCACCAGAGGAAAAUUAUAGCACCAGAGUUCUUCAUGGACAAAAUUAAGCACAUGGUAAACGUAAUUGUGGAGGCCACAAUUCCAUUUUUGGAGUCAUGGGAGAGCCUGCUUAAGAGUGAGGGAGGAACAAGAGAAAUUGUAGUUGAUGAGGAUUUAAGAAGCUUUUCAGCAGAUGUACUCUCCAGAGCUUUUUUUGGAAGUAGUUAUGCUAAAGGUGAAGAAAUAUUUUCUAGACUUAGGCAACUUCAGAAGGCAAUGUCAAGGUCAAGCAUACUUAUUGGGAUUCCUGGCUCAAGAUUCUUACCUACAAAGAACAAUAGAGACAUAUGGAGAUUAGACCGAGAGAUCAGGUCCUUGAUCUUAAAUGUAGCAAAUGAACGUAGAGAAGGCUCACUGGGUUCAUCAAAGAAGGAUCUAUUACAAUCCAUUAUCGAUGGUGCCGGUGCCAUCCAUGCCAAGCCCAGCACUAUCAAUGGAUUCAUCAUCGAUAACUGCAAGAGCAUCUACUUUGCAGGGCAUGAGACAACUGCUAUCACUGCUACAUGGUGCUUAAUGCUUCUUGCUUCACAUCCAGAAUGGCAAGCUCGUGCUCGUGCUGAACUGUUGGAGGUCUUUCAGGGAAGAUUACCAGAUGCUGACAUGCUUCAUGGGUUAAAAACGUUGACAAUGGUGAUCAAAGAGACUCUUCGACUGUAUCCUCCAGCAGCGCUUGUGACACGAGAGGCUUUUCAAGACAUGAAGCUUGCAGGUAUCUACAUUCCAAAAGGCAUCAUUCUAUCAGUCCUGAUAUCAGAACUCCACCGUGACCCAGAGUUUUGGGGACCUGAUGCUGAUGAGUUCAACCCCGAGAGGUUUGCACAUGGAAUCAGCAGUGCUUGCAAAUCUGCUCAUGCAUACAUACCAUUUGGGAUCGGAAUUCGCAUAUGUGCAGGUCAGAACUUUGCUAUGCUGGAACUGAAGAUUGUCCUCUCUCUUCUUCUAUUGAAGUUUAGCUUCUCUCUGUCGCCGAGAUAUAUCCAUUCCCCAGCUUUUAGAUUGACUGUAGAGCCUGAGUUUGGUGUACCGCUUAUUGUGAAGAAGCUGUAACUGUCAUAAUGAUAUGGUGUUCAAAGGUCAUGACUCUUUAAUGAGCUUGUUUCAUUGAUGAUUUCAGGAAAACAUUUUAUGAAUGUUUUGGUCUUGCUUUGAUAAUCGACUAUGUAUUGAUAGAAAUAAUCAAUUAUUUAGCUUACAGAAAA
This is a messenger RNA of Elaeis guineensis (African oil palm), 1804 nucleotides long. RefSeq names its product cytochrome P450 714C2. The record is from RefSeq and is a predicted model, not a curated record. Gene Ontology annotation, molecular function: oxidoreductase activity, acting on paired donors, with incorporation or reduction of molecular oxygen; heme binding; iron ion binding. NCBI's taxonomy places the organism in Eukaryota, Viridiplantae, Streptophyta, Magnoliopsida, Arecales, Arecaceae.